Messenger RNA from Brassica napus (rape), 1062 nucleotides. RefSeq lists its product as uncharacterized. Lineage: Eukaryota; Viridiplantae; Streptophyta; Magnoliopsida; Brassicales; Brassicaceae. The record is from RefSeq and is a predicted model, not a curated record. The transcript is spliced from 2 exons. Bases 1 to 1062 code for a protein of 353 amino acids.
AUGGACAUCAGUCUGCACCCCAAAGAAAGAAGGAGGAUUAGGACUCAAAAACUUGCACUUGUGGAAUCUGGCAUCUGUACUGAAGCUGAUCUGGAUAUUAUUCUUCAAGCAGGAAUCGAUCUGGUCCAACUGGCUCACAAGAAAAGUAAAAAUUCAUGGCAAGCAAAUCAACUUCUUCUACUAAGAGAGCAUGUCUACGACUGGAUCAAAAGAAGUAUUGGAAAUGGAGAAACUACUUACUUAUGGUCCUGUAAUUGGUCGCCCUACGGCAGAUUAUCAACAUAUCUGAGGGAUGAGCCUUCCUCUAGAACGGGUAUUCCUUCAACAGCCACACUGGCGGAGCUAUGGGAAAUUGAUCAUUGGGUCCUCCCACCUGCAAGGUCCGAUAACCAAGUUAGAAUAUACACGUUUCUGCUUCAACUCACCAUCACAGGGGAAGCUGAUGUUUAUGUCUGGUGUCCUGGUGGCUCACAAAAAACGCGAUACUCCACUCGACAAGUCUACAACUUGCUGCAGGAACAACUCCCUCAGGUUUCGUGGUAUAAAGAGGUUUGGUUCUCAAAGGGAAUCCCCAAGCAUCGGUUCCUCACUUGGCUGAUGGUGCUAAAUCGAUCUCCAACUCGAGAUAGACUUAUGAACUGGGGACUUAUCACAGACGGAGCCUGCUUAUUUUGCAAUUCUUCAUUGGAGACAAGAUCUCACCUUUUCUUUGAUUGCAGCUUCUCUUGGGAUAUUUGGUCUUCCCUCAUCCACCGUAUGCAACACCAAUCCCCUUGCUCGUGGCUUGAGAUUCUUGACUUCCUCCAUAACUUCGCUGGAACUAAAGCAGAGAGGUACCUAUUAUUGCUCACAUGGCAGGCAACAAUCUAUGCUCUCUGGACAGAAAGGAAUCACAGGCUUCACCGAAACAACUACCGAUCGGCUUCCUCUCUAACCUCCGACAUAGAUAGAACGAUCAAAAGAAGGAUUGCCAGCAUCAGACCUGACGACCCUCAACUCUCAUCCGUCAUGCUUACCCUCUGGUUUGCCUCAUCUCUCCCCCCUCCAGUGAUCUCAACUUGA